CUUAUUUUAAUGGAUAACUAUUUGUGCUCGUAUCCGUACCUAUUUUACGGGUUUUUAUCCUAUCUGUUGAGGACAUUUUUUGCUGCUACCCAUAGGAUAUGGGCCAAAUUGUCAUCCUUAGGUAUUGCGUCUAUGACUUCUCUCACUUAUAAAUUCUUCAACAUUCUCUUUUUCAAUCAAUGUGGGAAUCAUUACUCACAUGUGACAUACCAAAAUCUUACUACUCAAACAUCAAGUCAUAUAUUCUUUUCUUUAUUUAACUUGGAUUCUUUAAGGUUUUGGGUUAAUAUUAUUUCCUUGAGCCCUCCACUUCUUCACGUUGAACUAGGGUUUGAGCGAUCGCUCCUUCGGCAAGAACUUAUCGAUCAUCCCUUGUCACCUUCAUCUACUUCAACGCCAUCCAAAUUGGGUUAA
Molecule: messenger RNA, 414 nt
Organism: Vicia faba (fava bean)
Lineage: Eukaryota; Viridiplantae; Streptophyta; Magnoliopsida; Fabales; Fabaceae
Source: the annotation of a GenBank genome assembly